UGCAGGAUAGUGUGGUCUUUGUGAGCUUCCACCAUGGCGUAUCGGGGCCAGGGCCAGAAGGUGCAGAAGGUGAUGGUGCAGCCAAUCAAUCUCAUCUUCAGAUACUUGCAAAAUAGAUCUCGGAUUCAGGUCUGGCUUUAUGAGCAAGUGAAUAUGCGGAUAGAGGGCUGUAUCAUUGGUUUUGAUGAGUAUAUGAACCUCGUAUUAGAUGAUGCAGAAGAGAUUCAUUCUAAAACAAAGUCAAGAAAACAACUGGGUUGGAUCAUGCUAAAAGGAGGUAACAUUACUCUGCUCCAAAGUGUCUCCAACUAGAAAUGAUCAAUGAAGUGAAAAAUUGUUGAGA
Orcinus orca (killer whale) is the source of this 343-nucleotide messenger RNA. RefSeq names its product small nuclear ribonucleoprotein E-like. Gene Ontology annotation, molecular function: RNA binding. The transcript has a single exon. Gene Ontology annotation, biological process: mRNA splicing, via spliceosome; spliceosomal snRNP assembly. Gene Ontology annotation, cellular component: U4 snRNP; U1 snRNP; U2 snRNP. Lineage: Eukaryota; Metazoa; Chordata; Mammalia; Artiodactyla; Delphinidae. The coding region runs from base 34 to 312 and encodes 92 amino acids. The record is from RefSeq and is a predicted model, not a curated record.